Messenger RNA from Strongylus vulgaris, 678 nucleotides. NCBI's taxonomy places the organism in Eukaryota, Metazoa, Nematoda, Chromadorea, Rhabditida, Strongylidae. The record is from the annotation of a GenBank genome assembly.
GAAAGAGUGCUGGAGCGAAGACGCUAUCGCUUAGCAUUUUUAUUUGCUGUAAUCAUUGCCGUCGUAUUCAUUAUUAUGGUAGCGCACUCAACCGCCGGCAAUGAAAACGAGGAAGUGUAUCAGUUUACAAAACCGUCUGAUGAGCAAAUAGAAAAAGUCAAGGAUAGCUACAGAAGGCAAGAACUCACUAUUGAGAAAGAUGGAUCUAAACUCGAUAACAUUGAUAAUAUUAGAGCAAAUAACUCUGAGAAGUUACCGCCAAGAAGGUUCUCUGGCACCACAGCGGAACAGAUGUGCCAAUCCGGAGUGGCUGGUUGUGUACAGCGCUUUGCCAGAAUUCGACCUCUCAUUGUGACAGCACCCAACUAUCAUCUGAUGUCAUGUCUGAUUCAAAAGAGUAUGUCUACAGUGAUGUCAGCAAUCUUCUGUUAUCUAUAUCGUGAGAAAGAGUUUAUCAAAGAGGGACGUAACAUUCUCCGUGAACUUUCAGAUAUCGGAUUAUGCCAGAAGGAGAACAGUUAUAAGACUGUGGAUGGAAUGAUACAAAGCCUAAAAAUCGAAGACAUUUCGCAAUGGAAAUUCACAAUGGUCACUCGUGAACCGGUUGAUCGUUUCCUGUCUGGGUUUAUUGACCGUUGCUUAAGGUUCGUAUUGUGCCAACUUUUCAGAAAUUUGUAG